GGUCCGCUCCAAUAGCAGACGCGUUCUGCGGCCAGCUGGUGCUCGCAGUGCGGAGUGCGCGGUGCACGCUGGGAGUGGCGCUGGACAGAGGCAGAGCCGGGUAUUGGGGGACAUGCUGCACCCCUCAUCUGUAUAGGGGACACCUCCGGAGUGCAUUGUUAUUGACUCUCCAAUAUGGAUCAUCGGUCAGGACUGAUGGGGUACUUUGUUGGGACGUUGUGCUUCCUUCUGGUACUGUCCAACAUCAGCGCUGCCAAGCAAGAGCCGUGCAUGACUUGUAUGAACUUGGUCAACAAUUUUGUUAGGGGCAUCGAGAAGACUGCUGGACAUAACUUUGGUGGAGGCAACACAGCCUGGGAGGAGAAAAAGCUCGCCAAAUAUGAAUUCAGUGAGACGCGCCUGGUGGAGGUGAUAGAAAGCGCUUGCGAUCAGUCCGACUUUGAGUGUAACAAAAUGCUGGAGGUGAAUGAGGAGCAUCUGGAGACUUGGUGGUUCAAGAGACCGAAGGAUCCCAAUGGCCUCUUUGAGUGGCUUUGUAUGGAAACUCUGAAGUUGUGCUGUCCUCCAGGCACUUUCGGCAUCGACUGUACACCUUGCCCAGGGGGCACAGAGAAGCCCUGCGGCGGACACGGCAAAUGCGAUGGCUCUGGGACACGAUCUGGCUCAGGAAGCUGCGACUGUUACCCUUCCUAUGGUGGCCCGCUCUGCCAGGACUGCGCUAUCAGUUAUUACGAGCAAUCCCGAAACGAGAGCCACCUGGUAUGUUCGGAGUGCCACAAGGGAUGCAACAAGUGUCAGGGCCCGGAGGAAGAUCAGUGCGUCUUGUGCAAGAAGGGCUGGAUGCUGCAUGAAAAAAAAUGCAUUGAUGUCGAUGAAUGUGGCACUUUGGAUCGCUGUAAAUCAAACCAGUAUUGUCUGAAUACAGAUGGGUCCUAUGAAUGUCGAGAGUGUGACAAAUCCUGCAUUGGCUGCAUGGGAGCUGGUUCUUCUCGAUGCAAGAAGUGUAACGCUGGGUAUUACCGGGAUGGGGCCCGAUGUCUGGACAUCGAUGAGUGUGACAGCGAGUUACCCAAGUGCAAAGGCUCACAUGAGGAGUGCGUGAACACGGAGGGCAGCUACAACUGCGUGUGCGAGAAGGAUUACGCCAGAGUGGAUGGCAUGUGCAGAACUACCAAUCAAGACGAUUCUGAGAAAGGCCUGUUUGAUGACAUCACAGAUGACGAAGUGGUGGUCCUGCAGCAGAUGUUCUUUGGAGUUGUGAUCUGUGCUCUGGCCACACUGGCAGCCAAGGGAGACAUGGUCUUCACCGCCAUCUUCAUCGGGGCAUUGGCCGCCAUGGCUGGAUAUUGGUUCUCCGAAAAAAGCGACCGAGUCUUGGACGGCUUCCUGAAAGGCAGAUAGCUCCUCAGCGAUGGGGAUACAGACGUGCGAUGGAGGGAAUUUAUGUGUACAGUGCUUCUCCUCCCUGCUUUACAAGUGGGCACCAAAGAGUUUGUAUCGCCCCCCCUGCUUUGAAGCAGAGCAUCCUUAUCAAGCCUUUAAACUAGGCUGAUCUUAGGAUAAGCAAAUUAUGUCCUCUUUUAGUAUAAAAGACCCCCCUCCCCAAGUACAGUUUGAAGCAUUAUCAUCCUGGAAGUCCGCAACUAGUGGAUGAAAAUAGAAGGCGAAUAUUAUUUCUAAGCCUGAGAAGUUUUAUGGUUAAGAAAAUAUGAACCUUUUGUAUGUCCACUUUACCUGCAAAGGCCUUGGCUAGGAUUUCCUGGCUAAUAAGGAGCUUUACAUGGAGCCUGACAGCUCGGCAUAGGAGUCGGGUGCUUCCUCCAAAGCACAACCGGGCCAAGCUGUCCAGAAACUUAUAAUUUAGCACAUUGUGUACCUUUUAUGAACAUGCUGAGCAACUCCUUGAAAAGGAAUAUUCUUUAUGGUGUGUGUGGGGUCCUUACAUAUGCCUGUGUGGUUUUUGCGGUCAUCUGCUGGGCAAAAAAGUCUAACUAUGUUUGCCCUUCUUACAGCCUGUGCUAUGGACAGUCCAGCAAUGCUGCUAUAGAUU
Messenger RNA from Rana temporaria (common frog), 2050 nucleotides. RefSeq names its product cysteine rich with EGF like domains 1 (gene CRELD1). The transcript has 11 exons. The record is from RefSeq and is a predicted model, not a curated record. NCBI's taxonomy places the organism in Eukaryota, Metazoa, Chordata, Amphibia, Anura, Ranidae. Bases 175 to 1401 code for a protein of 408 amino acids. Gene Ontology annotation, molecular function: calcium ion binding.